CAGUUGAUAAGCACUUCUACUCAGACAAGUCCAGCACUCUGUUUCGUAGUUCCACCUUACUCGAGCAAGCAGUCAGACUAUUCUCAAGUCAGCAGAUCCUUGGCGAUAGAGGGCACUAUGUAACAUUACAAAACGCGUUACGUUAGUCACCUCGGGAUAAAGUCCGACCGAAGAAGAACGGAAUUCCUACCUGUCACAGGGAGGGCUCCACUUACUGAAAGACGGCUAACAAAACAUUUUCAGGCUGGGAAACGAUACUUUACCACGCAGAAGGAAACUCACCCGGUUGAGGAGAGAAACGGCGAAGAAGGGGAAACCCUAUAAAGCUGGAGCUACCAUGGUGGGCGAACGCCGCAACGGGAACCUGUUGGUGCAGCUGGGGCCGAGGCAGCAGGCCUACCCAGAGGAGCUGAUCCGACAGCGGCGGACCCACGAUGGGCUGAUCGAGUACCUGAUUCGCUGGACCCUGCUGGCCGUGGAGGAUGGAACUGGCACCAGCAGCGCUGAGGCAGCCAGCAGUGGCAGCAGCGGUUCCGGGACGGGCGGAUCCGGGGGUUCCACGUCAGGCGAGAGCAAGUCGGAAAACAUCCUGAUGUGGAUGUCGACGGAGGAUGUGUACGCUAACUGCCCCACGCUGCUGGGCAAACGCAAAGCCCCCGCCGCCCUGGAGGAGGAGGAGAGGCCGAGCAGCAGCGGGGGUGCCCUCGGCUCCUUCCGCCCGCCGGACGUCACCUUCGACGAGGUCGAGCUGUCAGACAUGAAGACGGACGUGGUGAACCUGGUGCGGCGCGCGCGCAAGCAGAUGGCCAAGACGAGCGAGUUCGCCAUCAGCCUGACCCACACCAUCCACGUGCUCAGCGCCUACGCCAGCAUCGGCUCUCUGGUCGGCGUCUUCAAGGAGACGGGCGCCCUCGACCUGCUCAUGGAGCUGCUCUGCAACAAGGAACGGCAGACCCGACGCAGCGCGGGCAAGAUGCUCCGAGCUCUCGCCUCGCACGACGCAGGUAGUCGGGCGUACGUGCUGUUGUCCCUGAGCCAGCAGGAUGGCAUCGAGCAGCACAUGGACUUUGACAAUCGCUUCACGCUGCUGGAGCUGUUUGCUGAGACCACGUCCUCUGAGGAGCACGGCAUCUCCUUCGAAGGCAUCCACCUGCCACAGAUUCCGGGGAAGCUGCUCUUCUCCUUGGUCAAGCGCUACCUGUGUGUGACGUCGCUGAUGGACAAGUUGAACACGGCUGGCUCGGAGUCCAGCAUUGAGCCUUCGUCCUCCUCGCCCUCCUCCUCCUCCUCGGCGGCCUCGGAGCAGAUGCGUCUCCAGCGGGAGUUUGAGUUCACCAUGGCGAUGGCCAACCUCAUCUCCGAGCUGGUGCGCGUCAUGGGCUGGGACCGCAACCGCCAGCCGCCGUCGCUCCUUGGAGCGUCCGCUCUCCUAGGGGGAGGGGCCAGCGAGGACGGCACCGAGGAUUCCGACGCGUGUCCACGCCGCGCACUCCGCUCCAUCUUCCAGCCGCGCUUCAGCGCCUCGGUGUCCGUCAACGCGGCCGCCGCCGCUGUGGCCCUGGCUACCGUCUCCGGGGCGACCGCGGCUGCUGCCGCGGCAACCACGUCCGUGGCGCCGGCGAAGAAGAAGGUGGCGGUGAACGGCUUCAAGACGCGCACGGACUUCAGCACGCGCUCGGCCUACGUGGAGUACAUCCAGGACAACCUGAAGAGCGGCAUGAUGGUCCGCAUGCUGGAGGACUACGAGGAGGUGUCGUCAGGGGACGAGGGAGAAUUCCGCUACAGCAACGACGGCUCACCCCCCGUACAGGUUUACUGGAACUCUCUAUCUCGUACCUACUGGGUGCACUGGCACAUGAUUGAGAUCCUGGGCAGUGGAACCAGUGGCCAAGCAGAGAAGGAGACUCAGGACAAGGCCUCAACACUCACCGAGACGCUUAAACUGACCACAGUGAGCCAGACGUUCUUCUCGAAGCCUCCGGGCGGGCUGUACUCCCUGCCGUACCUGUGUGAGGGUGAGCGGGAGGAGAGGGGUCAGCUGAGCCGGGCCGAGUGGUGGGAGGUGCUCUUCUUCAUCAAGAAGCUCGAACCCAAACAGCAGCAGGAGGUCAACCACAUCCUGCUGCAGAACCUGGACGACGCACAGAUGCUGCGAGCUGAUCGUGUGUCUCUGCUGCAGCUGAGCGUGCCCGGUGAGGUGGCGCGGCAGAUCCUCCACUACCUGAGACGGACGCUGCAGUCGUCGUGCCUGGGCGACCUGGUCUGCUCGCACGCCUUCACCAAACACUACCUGCGGCGCGGCGGUGCCGGUCUGCAGGACGAGGACCCCCUGGCCGCCGCCCACGGCCUGCUCGGAGGCCGCCACAGCCCCCCCUCGUCCUCCUCCGGCACCGCCGGCGCCUCGUCCUCCGCCAUGGGCUCCGUGUCCAAGAAGCCCAAGAAGGAGCCGACGGCGGACGGGGGGGCGUCAGGUGGAGGCAGCGACACGGAGAGCGAGCUGCCCACAGAGGAUGAGGCCAAGUACCCAGAGGACCUGGAGGAGAAGAUGAAAGCGUUUAACAGCUCUAAGGUGCAGGGGAAGAAGACUGCGCUGGAGAAGCUGGGGGAGGUGGUGGACAUGCUGAAGAAAGGAGGCGGGGCCUCGGACACCAGCAGGCAACUGGCCGCCAUCAAGUUCAUGAGCCGCCUGCUGGAGGAGGAUGGGGUCACGCAGGAGAAGAAAACACUUUCCGACUCCGCUCAGGCCCUACGCGAUCAUAAUACGGAAUUAUGGGACGUCCAAACCUUGGGAACGCCCGUUCAGGUUAACGGAACUUUCUGCAGCGUGCUGAAGAGCCGUAUAGUAAGGUGUUCUCUGUCGGUGUGUAACGGCCUGCUGGUGGUCAUCAUGCUGAUCUCCAGCCAUAAGAGCCUGGCAGAGCAGCUGGUGGCGUGCGGCAUCAGCGCCGUGCUGAAGAAGUGCCUCUCGUCCCAGCGCUCCGAGACCACCACACUCGCCAUCAUCGCACUCAACCACAUCUCCAUGGUGCACAAGCUGGAGAAGCAGGAGUCGGCAGAGGAGCAGGAGUUUAAGGACAUGGAGCUGAAGAUGCUGGUGGUCAGUCUGAAGAACAUGACGGCCUCUAAGGAGGUGAUCCAGACGCUGGAGCAGCUGCUGUGUGAGCCGUCCGCCCAGCUGGACGACGAGAAGAACAAGGUCACGCACAGCCGAGACGCCUUCCAGGACCUGGUGGGCCUCAUGGACCAACACCUCCACACCACUCCACACCACUCCACACCACUCCACACCACUCCACACCACUCCACACCACUCCACACACCACUCCACACCACUCCACACCACUCCAGUGUGUGUGUGUGUCUGACUCAUGUGAUGACCGCAGACCUGUUUAACCUCUGGUUCUGUGUGUGUGUGCGGUCCUCUCAGGUGGUGCAGCAGUUCAUCCGCUUCCUGUACCGGCUGGCGUCGCUGAAUAAGGACUACGCCGUCGUCAUGUGCCGGCUGGGCACCAAGGACGCGCUGGUCAAGGCCCUGGACAAGCACAGCACCAAUCUGCUGCUGGUCACCGAGCUGCGCGACCUCAUCAGCGACUGCGAGAAGUACGCCAGCCUCUACAAGAAGAUGACCACUAGUGUCCUUGCAGGAUGCAUCCAGAUGGUUCUGGGCCAGAUAGAGGAACACAGGCGGAGCCACCAGCCCAUCAACAUUCCCUUCUUUGAUGUGUUCCUGCGGAACCUGUGCCAAGGGUCCAGUGUGGAGCUGAAGGAGGAUAAGUGCUGGGAGAAGGUGGAGGUGUCCUCCAACCAUCACCGUGCCAACAAGCUCACUGACAAGAACCCCAAAACCUACUGGGAGUCCAACGGCUGCACGGGCUCCCAUUUCAUCAACAUCUACAUGCUCAAGGGUGUAGUCAUCAGGCAAUUGGCGGUGCUAGUGGCUAGCGAAGACUCCAGCUACAUGCCCGCACGCAUUGUAGUGCUGGGAGGAGACGACCCUGCCAACGUCAACACGGAACUCAACACCGUGAACGUGCCUCCAUCUGCCAACCGAAUCGUUCUGCUGGAGAACAUGACUCGCUUCUGGUCCAUCGUGCAGAUCCGCAUCAAGAGAUGCCAGCAGGGUGGCAUUGACACGCGUGUGCACGGGUUCGAGGUGCUGGGGCCCAAGCCCACCUUCUGGCCCGUGUUCAAGGAGCAGCUGUGCUGCCGCACCUACCUGUUCUACACCACCAAGGCGCACACCUGGUGCCAGGAGAUCCUGGAGGACAGGGCUCAGCUGCUGCAGCUCUUCAACAAGUUGAACAGCGCUCUGAAACAUGAGCAGAUGUUUGCUGACCGCUUCCUACCUGAUGCUGAAGCUGCCGAGGCCCUGGGGCGCACCUGCUGGGAGGCCCUCAUCACACCUAUAGUGCAGAGCAUCACACUCUCAGACACCCCGGUGCUGAGCCCCCUGGCCUGGUUGCUGAGUGAGUACCUGGACAAUGCUGAGUCGUCCAAGCGCUACAAGACGCGGGCGGCCAUCUUUAACUCGCGCGUGCGACGCCUCACACACCUGCUGGUGCACGUGGACACGAGCCGCGUCGACACCGAGGAGCUCAAGCCGCCCGUCAAGUCCAAAGGUAUCAACAGAAGCAAAGAUUUGAAGAAUGGCAAGGAGGGCAAAAACAAGGAGGCGGCCGUGAUGUCAUCGUCUUCUUCGGCAGUCAAGCCCAAGCUGAAGAACACCAGCAGCAUUGCUGGCAUCGCCCUCUGCUGGCAGGGAGUCGUACAGAGACAGGUGAAGAAGUUUCUGGACUCCACAUGUAGCCUGCCUGACUUUGUGGAGCGUUACCGGGCGAUGUACCUGCGUCUGAAGAACGCCAUGGAGGAGCUGUUUGGCCAGCAGACGGCGUUCGUGCUGGCGCUCCGACAGGGCUUCUCCGCCGCACUGCUGCAGCUCUCCAUCCUCACCUCCAUGCACGUGAGUGAGCGCUUUGCCCAGUACAUUGACCUGAUGAUCCAGGAGAGCUGUGGUGACAGUGGCAACGUGGAGACGCUCAGCCAGCUGCAGCAGUUCCUGGAGCCCAUGCUCUUCCUGUCCGGCCUCGAGCUCGCCAACACCUUCGAGCACUUCUACAGGUGGGUACCUGGGGACCGUCUGCUGGGCCAGAGCAAGGUGUGGCUGGAGAGUGCUGUGAUCGAGCAGAUCGGCUCCUGCUUCCCCAACCGCUUCCCCCAGCAAAUGCUCACCAACCUGCGCGAGUCCCAGGAGCUGCAGCAGGAGUUCCACCUGUACAGACUACAACAGCUGGACAAGACCCUGCAGGACCUGGACGAGGAGGUCGGAGCAUGCACGCACAGACACACAUAUGCACACACGCACGCACACUCACACGCAUGCCUAUCACUCACUCACACACUCUCACACACCACACAUCACCCACACACACACCACACUCACACUCUCACACACAAACACUCGCCUCUGUGCUUCAUACUGACUUCUGUUCUUCUCCUGUGGCAGGAUGUGAGUGUGGACGUUCUCCAGAAGGACACAGGUCUGUCCACGGCCGUUCUGGCCCAUGCUCUAGAACCCCUCACAGGAGACAAGGGCAUCCUCAUGCAGGACCCCGCCAAAGGAGAGCUGCGGCUGAACCCGAGGCUGCUGUCCCAGAGUGGUGGCGCCCAGAGCGUCUUCCACCUGCUGCCCAAGCAGACGUACCUGAACGUGGACGAGGACGCCGCCCGCACCCUGGAGCGCAAGAGGAACUACAUCUACUGCCUCAUCGUCCAGAUCAUGAAGAGCGAGCGCGAGAUGCACAUCGACAACCUCGUCUUCAGGGUGUUGGACACGUGCUGGAAGCAGGAGGCGUUGCGUUCCCCGGGCGCGGUGCGCUUCAGCUGCAGCACCACCGACGUGCUGUCGUGCGUCAUCCACGUGAUCAACAAGGGCUACGUGCGGCGCAACGACGACAGCCCCCACAUCCUGGAGUUCCUCCCCGAGGACCCCUCCACGCCGCAGAAGGGCCAGGCCCAGUUCUCCUUCAGCCGCUCCGACCUCAAGAAGAACUCCACCAAGGCAGACAUCAGCCUGGGCGGUGUGAGUGUGGCAGGCCAUCGUGCGGAGGACGCGGUUCUGGAGGCGGUCCUGUUCUCCAUGGGCCGCACCAUGAGCCAGGAGGACGUGCAGCAGCUGAUGCAGCGCACCGUGCAGCAGGUGGCCGGGACCCUGAGCCUGGACCUGGACCGGGCCCAGCACCUGCUGGUGCACUGCAGGUGGAACGUGGACCUGCUGAUCCAGCGCUACACCGACGACCCUGACGCCCUGGUCCUGGCCGCCGGGCUGAAGAUACGCAACGCCCAGCCCCCCCCGAGCCCGGCCGUGCAGUGCCCCGUGUGCCUGGUGGCCCAGUCUGGGGGGGCAGAACCCGCCCCCACCCUCUGCUGCAACCACUACUGCUGCCGGUCUUGCUGGCAGGAGUACCUGACGGCCAGGAUUGAGCAGAACCUGGUGAUGAACUGCAACUGUCCAAUCACAGACUGCAGAGCCCAGCCCACCGCGCAAUUCUUCUACAACAUCCUCACAGACAAAGACACCAUCUCUAAGGUGUGUGUUAUCCUGCCAUAUGGGCUGUGGGAGUGCUGCUCCAACCUGACGUGGUGCACCAACCCCCAGGGCUGUGACCAGAUCCUGUGCAAGGAGAACAUCGGCAGCAUGGGCACCUGCUCCAAGUGCUGCUGGUCCUCCUGCUUCAGCUGCAACUUCCCCGAGGCCCACUACCCGGCUAGUUGCAGCCACAUGUCUCAGUGGAUGGACGACGGUGGCUACUACGAGGGCAUGACGAUGGAGGCCCAGAGUAAGCACCUGGCCAAGCUCAUCUCCAAGCGCUGCCCCAGCUGCCAGGCCCAGAUCGAGAAGAAUGAGGGCUGCCUGCAUAUGACGUGUGCCAAAUGUAACCAUGGAUUCUGCUGGAGGUGUCUCAAGCCAUGGAAGCCCACUCACAAAGAUUACUACAACUGCUCUGCCAUGGUGAGCAAGGCCGCCAGACAGGAGAAGAAGUUCCAGGACUACAAUGAGAGAUGCACUUUCCACAACCAAGCCAAGGACUUUGCCAUCGGUCUGGAGAACAAGGUGUCCUCCAUCAACGAGGCCUUGCAGAUGAAGGCCCUCACGUUCGUCAUCGAUGCCUGCAAGAUCCUGGCACAGGCACGCAAGGUGCUGGCCUACUCGUGUGUGUACAGCUACUACAACCAGGACACAGAGAAGAUGGAUGUGAUGGAGCAACAGACGGAGGCUCUGGACCUCCACACCAACGCCCUGCAGAUCCUCCUGGAGGAGACGUUGCUGCAGUGCACUGACCUGGCCUCCUGCGUGCGCCUGCUGAAGCCGGAGCACCUGAACACGGGUCUGGAGCUCAUCCGCCGCAUCCAGGAGCGCCUGGUGGCCAUCCUGCAGCACUCCACACAGGACUUCCGGGUGGGCUACCAGACCAAGUCUGCAGACCAGGAGGCUGGACAGGCGUCAAACCUCAACCACACUGGGACUAACAAAGAGGCGAAGUCCGAGAGGGGCUCGGAGUCGGGGGAUUCGGACAACAACAACAACACGGGUGAGGAGGGGGGUGACGAGGCGGAGGAGGAUGAGGAGUACGACGACGACUACGUGCCCGAGUGGCACGAGGACUACGACGAGGAGGACAUCGACGAGGACGACUUCUUCUCCGAUAACGAAGAGUCCGAGAACCUGGAAAGCGACUUCAGUCCCCUCGACUGAGGAGACGGUGCCGUACGGAUCCGCCUGUCCACCCAGACGUACCGAACCCACCUCAGCAUCUUCACUGAGCAGGCACCGCGACCACACGCAUCCCAGAGUUCCCAGAUCAACGACAAAGCACUUAGAGAAAGAAUUCAGAAUUCAGCUUUGGAAUCAACCUAGUGGAGGUUGUGAAUGUUAACAGUAAAAUGCCAUCCCCAGAGUGUAUUGAGGGCGGUAGAGCCUGGUUGGCCUCUUACAUGUUUGGAUUGAGUCCCGUGUUUAUAAAAGCUCCAUUUUGGGGUGGUUGCCUUUUUUAUUUAACCAUUAUGAGGAGCAGGCAUUGUAUGGCCUGCUUGAGGCUCUUGCCUUUUCUGUUUUCUUUUGCUCUUUAUUUUAUGAGACAUCACAUCUGUUUUCAUUGCCAAGCAGGGUAUGAAGAUUCAAAAGCGUAGAGAAGGAGAAGUUCCAGGCUAGUUGUGCAGACGCUCUGAGACAUGCGUUAGAGAGAGCAGCUUGCUACUUUUGAUUUGAUGCUAAAUGCUGUUUCUUUUCUCUGCCUCUUCCAACUGUAAUAAGAAGGGAUUUGUAUUGCAGUCAAAGCACCUUGUUUGGCAAACAUUUCUUUCUUUCUGUUUUUUUCUUCUUCUUUUUUAUCCAAAAUUGUGGAUGCUAAAUGUGUAUUCCUUCAUUUCCGUAACAAAAUGCCUUGAUUUCUGUUUAUCCUCUUUUUUUUUUUUUUUUUUUUUUAAUUCUAAUAAUUCAUGAAAAUGCCUUGGUAUGUGUAUUUCAAGCGUUCUGCGUCCUCUCUGUGGCUGCACAUCAAUUCCGCCCGUUGUGAUUGGGUGUGAGAGGCAGGCACGAGAGGAGGAGGAGCCUCUGAAUGCGUUAGUGCUCCAGAACUGUGUUGUCAUAGCAACUGAUUGCUGUGACGGAGAGCUGGGCCCUGGUUCUGGUGUUCAGACAAAUCACAUAUUUCUGCUGUCCCCUACUGGACUCCAUCACUACAAUCAUAAGUUCACGGGCGACAUAACUCGUAAUCGCUAUUAUGCUCCUAAUGGCUUUAUCUUGAUUUCUUGCUAAAAAACCGAUGGGUAAAAGAAAGUCAAACUUUUGGACAUGUUUAUGUUCCGUUGCAAUGUUCAGAGAUAUCAAAUAUCCUACAAUGUCUUGGUUUGAAUUAGCAGUAAGUUAAAGAUAUCCUUAAAGAUAUCCUUAUAGUCAUAUAUUGUUCCACCAUUAUAUAAUGUUCUCUUUCUGCGUGAAGUUGUGCAACUUCAGCUAACUGAAUAAAGUGCUUUUCUCAAA
Messenger RNA from Alosa alosa (allis shad), 9040 nucleotides. It is a transcript of the gene cul9, whose product is annotated as cullin-9. The record is from RefSeq and is a predicted model, not a curated record. The transcript has 38 exons. NCBI's taxonomy places the organism in Eukaryota, Metazoa, Chordata, Actinopteri, Clupeiformes, Clupeidae. Bases 338 to 7753 code for a protein of 2471 amino acids. Gene Ontology annotation, molecular function: zinc ion binding.